CUCUCGCUGCUGCCGUAAAGCCGCCUCCCUGCCGUAUUCCGCGGACGUCGCUCUGAGCCAUGGCCGACAGUUGGCAGCUCGCGUGCGACGCCUACCAGCGGGCGAUCACCGCCUCCGAGGUCGAGUCCAAGACCGAUCCGGAGAACGAGCCGUACCGCUCCAAGUACCGGGCCCGGGAGCUACUGCGGGAGGCGCGGGCGCUGCUGGGCCCGGAGGAGGGGGACGAGACGCGGCUGCUGGCCGCCCGCCUGGCCGUCAUCCAGCUCCGGCUGGGGGUGAACCACACGGAGACCGAGGAGAUGUCGGCGGGAGAGGAGCACCUGGUGAAGGCGGCGCGGCUGCUGGAGCGGUGCCGGCUGUCACAUGACUGCGUCUCCAUCUACCUCCAGGCGCAGAAUAAUCUUGGGAUUCUUUGGGCUGACAGAGGAGAGAUCAUCAUAGCCCAGACUUACUUGGAGGCUGCCGAGUCCUUGUACGGCCAGUAUAUGAAAAAGAUUGGGAAGCCACCAAUUGAUCCAGACGAACAUUUUAAACCUGAGGAGCAAAAUCUGACAGAGCAGGAGAGAGCAAAGAGGUUUGAGCGAGUUUACACCCAUACGCUGUACUAUCUGGCACAAGUCUACAAACACCUGAAGCAGGAUGAAAAGGCCGCCCAGUACUGUCACACGACUCUCCAGAGGCAGCUGGAAUAUGAUGGCUAUAACCCAGUGGAGUGGGCAAUCAACGCUGCUACUCUAUCGCAGUACUAUCUGGGAAAGCAAUGUUACAUGGAGUCCAGACACUGCCUUGCUGCGGCCGAUGUCAUUUUCAGCAAAGCUGGACAAGUCCCUUCCUCUGAAGCAGAAAAAGAAACAGAUGAAGCGGAACAGGAGCGCCUAGAUCAUCUAAGACAAAAGAAGUCUGAAAUAGCCAGAUGCUGGGUGAAGUAUUGUCUCUGUUUAGUGGAAGAUGCACGGAAAAAGCUGGAGGACAAUAUAGGUGAACUAGAUGUUGACCUUCAGGAUGAACUUAAAGCUGAACGUAAAAAGCAAGAAGAUGAGAAGGAAAAGGGUCGGAAGAAGGCGGUUUUGUUUGGAUCAAGUGAUAUAUAUGAUUCCAUUUUAGCUGUGGAAGAAAAAGUUGAGUGUUCACUUCCACUAGACUUCAAGGAGGCCAGGGAGGUAUUCCUUGUGGGUCAGAAUUAUGUUAAUGAGGCCAAAGAGUACUUUCAGCUGGAUGGACACGUCACCGACCACAUAGAAGUGAUCAAGGACCACAGCGCCCUGUUUAAGGUUCUCGCCUUCUUCGAGGAGGACUAUGAACGGCGCUGUAAAAUGCACAAACGCAGAGUAGAUAUGCUGGAGCCGCUAUGUAAAGAGUUAAACCCUCAGUACUAUCUUCUAGUCUGUAGGCAGCUUCAGUUUGAGUUGGCUGACACCUAUUACGAGAUGAUGGAUUUGAAGGUAGCUAUAGGAAAUAAACUGGAUGAGAUGGACUCUCACACAAUCAAGAAAAUCAACAGUCUAGCACAGGCGGCAAUUAAGUUCUAUGAGAUGUUUUUGGAUUCCUUAAGAAGUCCAGAUAAAAAGUUCCCAGAGAAAUUGGAGGAUGACGUUCUCCGUCCUGCACUGGUGGCCAAGUUCCAUAUUGCACGUCUCUACGGAAAGCUCAUCACCACCGAUGCAAACAAACAGCUGGAAAACAUGCAGAUAUCUCUAAGCUAUUACACAUUCCUGGUAGAAUAUUGCGCCAACCACGAAGAGGCCAUUAAGUCGGUGGAGACAGAGUUGGAACUCACCAAAGAAAUGGUGGCCCUACUGCCUGCUCGAAUGGAAAGGUUAAGGAUGCAGUUGUCCUCCUUCACCAGAGCUGCACUGUGCAAUUAGAGAUUUCUAUACAUGUCUAUUUAUUGAUCCUAAUACUCUACAGUUAACAAUUCUUGACCAUAAGAAGCAAAAAGUAAACCGCAAACACUUGAGUGUUUUUGGAUUAUUAUUUUUUUGUCAGUGGUUUUAUGUGAUUGUAUAUUUUACUUUGCAUGUGUUGGAAUGCACUAUGUACAUGUAGUCCUUUUUGAGGAAUUGGGCGACAUGCAGCCAUUUUAUGGCAUUGUCAACAUAAAAGAAAUAAACACUUCAUGGUCUGUAAUGGGA
Molecule: messenger RNA, 2132 nt
Organism: Bufo gargarizans (Asiatic toad)
Lineage: Eukaryota; Metazoa; Chordata; Amphibia; Anura; Bufonidae
Gene: KIFBP
Product: kinesin family binding protein
Exons: 7
Coding region: 60-1865 (601 amino acids)
Molecular function (GO): protein binding
Source: RefSeq, a predicted model, not a curated record